Molecule: messenger RNA, 1284 nt
Organism: Lodderomyces pseudojiufengensis
Lineage: Eukaryota; Fungi; Ascomycota; Pichiomycetes; Serinales; Debaryomycetaceae
Gene: ZUO1
Product: zuotin
Exons: 1
Coding region: 1-1284 (427 amino acids)
Biological process (GO): regulation of translational fidelity; 'de novo' cotranslational protein folding
Cellular component (GO): cytosol
Molecular function (GO): Hsp70 protein binding; ribosome binding
Source: RefSeq, a predicted model, not a curated record
AUGUCAAUAGUAUUACCAUCAGGAAGUGCUGACUCGUUUAAAGCACACGGAAAAUAUUCUGCCCCAAAUCGUCGUCCAAUUGAACCUGUUGGUCGUUACUUUUUAGCACAUGCGUCUAGAACUUUGAGAGGACAUACAUGGUCAGAGUUUGAAAAAUUAGAAGCUGAAAAAAAUGUUAAACAAAUAGAGACAAACGAAGAUGAAGAUUUAGGAGAUGAAGAACAAAGUGAAGAAUUAUUAGAACAUGACCCAAGAGAAUGGAAAACGGCAGAUUUGUAUGCAGUUUUAGGGUUAUCACAUUUAAGAUAUAAAGCAAAUGAAGAUCAAAUUAGAAGAGCUCAUAGAAAACAAGUAUUAAAACAUCAUCCUGACAAAAAAUCUGCAAGUGGUGGAUUAGAGCAUGAUUCAUUUUUCAAAAUUAUUCAAAAAGCAUUUGAAGUUAUGUUGGACCCAACUAAAAGGAAACAAUAUGAUUCAGUUGAUACUGCAAAAGAUCCACAACCACCUUCAUCAAAAUCAAAAUAUGACUUUUUCGAAGUUUGGGGCCCUAUCUUUGAAAGUGAAGGUAGAUUUUCAUCUAAACAACCAGUACCUCAAUUAGGUUCACAAGAUGCUUCAAAAGAGGAAGUUGAUAAAUUUUAUAAUUUUUGGAAUAAAUUUGAUUCUUGGAAAACAUUUGAAUUUAAAGAUGAAGACGUACCUGAUGAUACAGCAAAUAGAGAUCAUAAACGUUAUAUUGAACGUAAAAAUGUAGCUGCAAGAAAAAAAUUUAAACAAGAAGACAAUAAAAGACUCAUUGAGCUUGUUGAAAGAGCUUAUAGUGAAGAUCCAAGAAUCAAAAAGUUUAAAGAAGAAGCUAAAAAGGCAAAAGCAGCUAAGAAAUGGGAUAAAGAAGCAGAUUCGAGAAAAGCUGCUGAAGAAGCUGCUGCCAAAAAAGCUGCCGAGGAAGCUGCUGCUAAAAAGGCAGCAGAAGAGGCCGCAUCAGCUAAAGCUGAUUCCAAAAAGGCUAAGGAAGCAGCAAAAGCAGCUAAAAAGAAAAAUAAAAGAAAUAUUAGAGCUGCUGCCAAAGAUAAUGAUUAUUUCGGAGAUUCAGCUAAAAGUGCUGACAUUGAUGCUGAUCUCGAAUUGAUUAUUGAAAAAUUUGAUGAUGUAAAAUUAGGAGAAGUUGCAAAUAAAUUGAAAGGAGCUGAUGCAACAACCGCAAAAGCUACUAUUGAUGAAGCAGCCAAAGAAUUAAUAGCUGUUGGUGCAUUACAAGCCAAUUAUUUGAAAUAUUUUAAUUAG